Messenger RNA from Acanthamoeba castellanii str. Neff, 303 nucleotides. RefSeq lists its product as uncharacterized. The transcript is spliced from 3 exons. Gene Ontology annotation, cellular component: respiratory chain complex IV; mitochondrion. Bases 1 to 303 code for a protein of 100 amino acids. The record is from RefSeq and is a predicted model, not a curated record. NCBI's taxonomy places the organism in Eukaryota, Discosea, Longamoebia, Acanthamoebidae. Gene Ontology annotation, biological process: respiratory chain complex IV assembly.
AUGGAGCAGCGGAAGGAGCCGGCAGCCGCCAGCACUACACCGAGCAGUGGUGGCGAGGGUGCAGCGAAUGCGCCACUCGUGGAUGCUCAGAAGCGGGAGCGAUGCUGGGCGGCUCGCGACGCCUACCACGCGUGCAUCGACGGCAGCAAGACCGGAGGAGGCGAGGAGGAAUGCGGAGCCGCCCUCCGACUCUACGCCGCCGAAUGUCCGCGCAGCUGGUUGCUGCACUUUGAGAAGCGACGAAAGGCCGACCAGGAGCGGAGCGCGAGAGAGGCUGCCUACCAGAACCGCCAGCGCGGGUGA